This is a messenger RNA of Ostrea edulis (European flat oyster), 2079 nucleotides long. RefSeq names its product E3 ubiquitin-protein ligase TRIM71-like. NCBI's taxonomy places the organism in Eukaryota, Metazoa, Mollusca, Bivalvia, Ostreida, Ostreidae. Gene Ontology annotation, molecular function: ubiquitin-protein transferase activity; zinc ion binding. Gene Ontology annotation, cellular component: chromatin; nucleoplasm. The transcript has 2 exons. Gene Ontology annotation, biological process: positive regulation of DNA-templated transcription. The coding region runs from base 172 to 1827 and encodes 551 amino acids. The record is from RefSeq and is a predicted model, not a curated record.
GUGACUUGAACUUACCACGUGACUGGUAGCAAAGGUAAAUAAAUCAAACAGGAAGAAUAAACACCAAACCGAAAGUACUUCCCAGCCAGGUGAAUAUCGGGUUGGGGGCCAUGAUGGAUUCCAUGUUCAUCGACAGCGAUCUGGGCGGAGAUCGGGUGUAACAGAUACACAAUGGCCACACCAAACACCCAAGCACAGGAGGUCAUCACUUGUGACCUCUGUACCAAACCAACCCGAAAAUUCUGUAACAACUGUCAAGUAAGUUUGUGUGCAGAUUGCAUCAAUAAACAUGUGGAGAAGCUCGACUCCCUACCACAUGACAUCGUUCCUUUCAAAGACAGAAAGGUGGCUUUCCCCGAGUGUGAAUUUCACUCCAACCAGAGAUGUGAGGUUCACUGCCAACGAUGUGAUAUUCCAGUUUGUCUGCAAUGUAUAGCUGGUCCCCACAAUGGACACAAAGUCAAGCAUAUCCCGGAAAUAUUCAAUGAGAAGAAAAAGGAACUUGAAGAGGAAACCAAAGAAAUUGAAUCCACCAUUAUUCCGCAAUACAAGAAGAAAAAUGAAGAAACAGAAAGCAAUAUAUCCAUUAUAACUGCCGAAUUUGAUGAAAUGGAAACAGAAAAGGAAAAACAUAGAAAACUCUGGCACCAAGAAGUAGAUGCUAUUUUCAAUACACUUGGGUCUUUGAUUAAAUUCAUGAAAGAGAAUCACCUGGCUGCUCUAAUAUCCCAUCAAUCCAAAAUAAAUAAUUGUAUUCCAGACAUGAUCCAAACAGUUCAACAAAACAAGAUGAUCAUGAAAUCAAAGAAAGUGUCUGAAGUCACUAACUACAAAUCAAAACUCGAGGAAUACAGAAACAUGCCUACUGAUAUUGAUUUCAAACUGCCAUCACUCAAAACCAACACAGUCCAAGGGAGAGAACUCAGUCUGGAAUUAGGAGAAUACAAGGCUAGCCUGACACAGACAACACUGUCCAGUCUGACAGAGGAAGUCUCCUAUUUAUCUUUACAAAAGCUGUUAGAGCAAGCUAAAUCAAUUACAACCAUUCCUACUGGACUUAAUCCUCUAUACCAAGUUGCCUGUGUGGGAGUGGAUGAAGUCUGGGUUAGUGGUGAAGAUAAAACCAUAAGACGUGUUGAUAUACACGGGUCUGUACGGGACACUGUCACCACCACAUGUAAAACCUGGCCUGAUGGCAUCACAGUGACCAGACAGGGAGAACUGGUAUACAGUGAUGCUAACAAUAGAACUGUGAACAUUGUCAGACACGGGAGAAUAGAGACACUGAUAACCACACCACGGGGCUGGCAUCCAGGUCAACUAUGCUGUACUAAGUCAGGGGACAUCCUGGUCAGUAUAUAUACUACUGAUUUUAGCCAAUAUAAAAUUGUCCGUUAUCAGGGACACCCAGUGACACAGGAAAUAGAUAGAGAUGAAGAUGGAGAACCAAUCUAUAAAGGAGGGAAAUACGCACUGUAUGUGGCGGAGAACAACAAUGGAGACAUCUGUGCCUCUGAUAGAAAAGGUGACAUCGUGGUCGUGGUGAACAAGUCAGGAAGAGUCCGAUUCCGAUACGACGGUACACCAGCCAGGAGGAAGAGGUCAUUUGAUCCUAGACAGAUAGUGACAGACUCCUUGAGUCAGAUCAUUGUGGCAGAUUACAACAAUGCCUGUCUACACAUCCUGGAUCAGAACGGACAGUUCCUGAGAUGUGUGGACAAAUGUGGACUAGAUAAACCUAAAGGACUGAGUAUGGACAGUGAGGGGAGGUUGUGGGUAGUGUUAGUUUAUUCAGGAGAAGUGAAAGUGAUUCAGUACAUGAAAUAAACACACACUGUUUACAACCUGUAAUGUACAGACAUCAGAUCAUGACGUUCAAACAGUGAAUUAAUUCCUGGAGGUUUAUAAAGCCUAAUCACGUUAUAACUGACAGAACUGACACGAGAACUUCAAAUCACAUCUCCUUUGCUAUAUGAUCGGUCCGUUUGAGAACUUACAAAAUGAAGUUCACAUGGACAACCCGAAAUAAUCACAAUACUCGUAUAAAAUAAAACUUGUAAAUAAAAUUACCAAACACCC